CACUCGUAAGAAACAAGUUCUCGCUCCCCUUGGUAUCAACCGCUAGUACCGUUAUUCUUUUUCAUCCAACGGCUCAGAUCUCUUCGCCGUUUGUGCUUAUCACUCUUCUCUCUCUGUUUUUCACUUUCUCAGUGUGGCAAAAGCCUCCACCUUCUGACACUAACUCUCUUCUUCACUUCCAAUCUGAUUUUUUUUUCUUUUAAAUUUUGUAAAUAAAUCUGUAAAUUUUCAUGCACUCAUCGUUCAAAGCAAAAAAAAAAAAAAAAGCGUUGAUUAUUUUUCUGGUUUUGGCUUUUUUUUUAAAUAAAAUUUGACGAAAUGGAUUUCUAGUUUUGAUCACAAAAAUUGUAACUUUUGAGCUUUUUAAGCAAAACCCAUUUCUGUUUUUAUCAAUCUUUAGCUGAUUCCCAGCUUUGAGUUUCAAUACUUGAGGAAAUGGGUUCUUAGUUUUGAUCACAAAAAUCAAAGCUUUUGAGCCUUUGGAGCAAACCCAUUUUCAGUUUAUUAAUUUGAGUUGAUUAUCAUCUUCAAAGAUGAUGUCUAUGCUGAAAAACCCAGAUUUUAACGAGGAUUUAGGGAAGCUUAUUAGGGACCAAAAGCUUCAAGAUGCGGCAACUAAUAGUAUAUCAAGUGAUCUAGAGAAAGAGCUGGACAUUUAUAGAAGUGGUUCAGCUCCUCCUACUGUGGAGGGCUCAUUGAACUCAAUUGGUGGCUUGCUUAACAAAAAAGGUGGGUUCUUGAGUGAGGAAGAACUCAGGGCUGAUCCAGCAUAUGUGAACUACUAUUAUUCUAAUGGGAAUCUGAACCCAAGACUGCCUCCUCCGUUGUUGUCAAGAGAGGAUUGGAGGUUUGCUCAGAGGUUGCAAGGAGGGAAUGGGAACAAUGGGAGCAACGGGAAUAGGUCACUUUUUGCAGUGCAGCCAGGGUUUGGAGGAGAGAAGGAAGAGAAUGGUGGUGGUAGUGGGGUAAAGUGGGGAGGAGGAGACGGGUUGAUAGGGUUACCUGGGCUGGGGGGUCUGGGAAGUAGGCAGAAGAGGAUUGGUGAGAUCUUUCAGGAUGAUGUGAAUCAUGCCCUGAAUGUCUCAAGGCACCCAUCUCUUCCGGCUAGCCGCAAUGCAUUUGAUGAUGGAAUUGAAAGCUCUGAAGUCCAAUUUGCUAAUCUGCAUCAUGAUUUAGGAUCUGUUGAUGCUUUACGCUCUAGUGCAAAUAAACCAGGAAUGCCUUCGGUCCAAAAUGUUGGUUCCUCUGCUUCUCAUACUUAUGCAUCUGCUUUGGGUGUAUCCUUGUCAAGAAGUACCACACCUGAUCCUCAACUUGCAGCUAGAGCUCCUAGUCCUUGCAUUCCGCCCAUUGGUGGCAGGUCUAGUUCCAUGGACAAAAGAAGUGUAAUUGGUUCCAAUACAUUCAAUGGUGUUGGUUCCAACAGUUUUAAUGGUGUCUCAGCAACUGUAGGUGAAUCUGCAGAACUGAUUGCUGGUUUGUCUGGCUUGAAUCUGUCAAAAAAUGAUGUGUUAGAUGAAGAGAACCAUUCACAGUCACAGACUCAUCAUGGUAUUGAUGACCAUCAUAAUCUCAAUAAUUUGCAGGCUGAUCAGAAGCAUAUCAAACAAAAUUCAUACUUGAAUAAGUUGGAACCUGAAAAUUUUCAUUCUACUGCUCAUUCUGCAAAAGGACCUUAUAUCAAUUUGAGUAAAAUCAGUGGAGGUGGGAUGGACCUUAAGAAGUCUUCUUUUAUGGCUGAUGGACACGUUGAACUCUGUAAAUCUGCUAAUUCAUACCCAAAGGGACCUUCUACACCCACAUUCAAUGGUGUAGGAAGUCCUCUGAACCAUCAGAAUGUGGAUAAUGUAAAUUCUGCAUUUCCAAACUAUGGCUUAAGUGGCUUUUCUAUGAAUCCUUCAUCACCUCCCAUGCUAGGAAACCAGCUUGGGAGUGGUACUUUGCCGCCUUUAUUUGACAACGCUGCUGCUCUGUCUGCAAUGGGAGGGACUGGCUUGGAAUCUAGAGCUUUGCCAGGAGGUUUGGCUUUGAAUCCAAAUUUGAUGGCUGCAGUGGCAGAAUUGCAGAAUCUUAGUAGAUUGGGAAAUCAAAAUGCAGGAAAUGCUCUGCAGGCACCGCUCUUGGACCCAUUGUAUCUUCACUACUUGAGAUCAAAUGAAUUAGCCGCUGCACAAGUUGCAGCUCUCAAUGAUGCCAUGAUUAAUAGGGAGUACAGUGGUAAUUCAUACUUGGAUUUGCUUGGUCUUCAAAAAGCUUACUUAGGGGCACUGCAGAAAUCAUACUACGGAAAUCCAACAUUUGGUCUAGGCAUGUCAUAUCCUGGAAGACCACUGGCUGGUCCCCUUUUUCCAAACUCUCCUGUUGCUGGAAGUCCUGUCAGACACAGUAACCAGAACAUGCCCUUUGCUUCUGGGUUGAGGAAUGUAUCUGGUGGAGUCAUGGGGGCUUGGCAUUCAGAAGCUGCUGGUAACUUGGAUGAAAGUUUUGCACUCUCUUUGCUAGGUGAAUUUAAACGCAACAAAACUAAAUGUUUUGAACUUUCAGAAAUUGCUGGUCAUGUUGUUGAGUUCAGUAUCGAUCAGUAUGGGAGUCGAUUUAUUCAGCAGAAACUUGAGACAGCCACAACAGAAGAGAAAAACAUGGUUUUCCAUGAAAUCACGCCCCAAGCACUUUCAUUAAUGACUGAUGUGUUUGGUAAUUAUGUGAUUCAAAAGUUUUUUGAGCAUGGAUCUGCUUCCCAAAUAAGAGAACUUGCCAACCAGCUGACUGGGCAUGUGUUGUCGCUUAGCCUUCAAAUGUAUGGCUGUCGAGUGAUCCAGAAGGCUAUAGAAGUUGUUGAGCUGGACCAGAAGACUAAAAUGGUCAAAGAGCUUGAUGGACAUAUUAUGCGCUGUGUGCGUGAUCAGAAUGGGAACCAUGUCAUCCAGAAGUGUAUAGAAUGUGUACCUGAAGAUGCUAUUCAGUUUAUUGUUUCCACAUUUUAUGAUCAAGUUGUGACGCUAUCCAUUCAUCCAUAUGGCUGUCGAGUCAUCCAGAGAGUUCUGGAGCAUUGUCAUGAAGCAAAAACCCAGCAUGUAAUGAUGAAUGAAAUUUUCCAGUCUGUUUGCAUGUUGGCACAAGACCAAUAUGGGAAUUAUGUUGUACAGCAUGUUCUGGAGCAAGGCAAACAACAUGAACGCUCUGCUAUAAUCAAGAAACUAACCGGGCAGAUAGUUCAAAUGAGCCAGCAGAAGUUUGCGUCUAAUGUUAUAGAAAAGUGUUUAACUUUUGGAACUCCCGCUGAACGCCAAAACCUGGUCGAUGAGAUGCUUGGUUCCACUGAUGAAAAUGAGCCCCUUCAGGUGAUGAUGAAAGAUCAGUUUGCAAACUAUGUUGUACAAAAAGUGCUGGAAACCUGUGAUGACCAGCAGCUUGAACUAAUCCUCAACCGAAUAAAGGUUCACUUGAAUGCUCUGAAGAAAUAUACUUAUGGGAAGCAUAUAGUUGCACGUGUAGAGAAACUUGUUGCAGCUGGAGAAUACUUGCACUGUUGCACACCUGUGGCCUUUGAGUUGGACAAAAUCACCCUGAUGGUCUCAUUUCUGGCACUUUGCAUACUGCAAAUGGACUUCAUUGUUGGAGAUAUUUUGGUCUGCCUUUGUUGUUCAUGACAGAGGAGGAUCAGCAUUCUGACUCCAAACCUGGCAGCUUAGACGGUGUAGGAAAUGAACUUGUUGUACAGGUAACUGAGGAUAGUAUGAGGUGCCGCUUGCAUUCUUCUUUCUCUUUAAUGUCUAGUGAUAGCCCUGUCUAUUUAUUUGGAUAGAUAGGAGCUGAUUGGAAAUAAAAUUUGUUGGUUGUACUUAAAAUUGUACAUUGUAGUUUGAGGAUAUACCUAGAAUCAGGUUAGCUGAGGCACCGAUGGUGAAUCAGCUGAUGCCUUAUCUGCAGAGGAGAUAAAGUUGCUGUACAAGUUUUAAGGUUGUAAAAAGCGAGGACGUAGUAAAUUUGUGAUCGUGACUGUAAAAAUCUUACCAGGUUGAGAGAGCCUCUUGUGUUUAGUUGGGUCUGAAAAUUUUCUUCUGUAUGGAGUUAUCUUUUUCCUAAUUUACUGAACUUUUCCAAUAUCCUGAUAUUUUCUGUCAUGUUGAGCCGCCAGGAUUGAUAUUCUGGUUUGAUUCUAGCCAUUUUAAUUCCAUAUUGGCCUUUACUAGGCAUAUAUGAUUUGUAUUUCGUUCCGCCUAGUGCCUGCCGGGUGUUAGCCGGCUUGACGAGCCUCGGCAAGCAGGUGGGGGGUUUGAUCAUAAUUGGUAUCUGUGAUGAUCAUACAAAGCAUAUGAUCAUUUUAUAAUUGGAAACGAGUAUUAGGAGGAUAAGUUCUGGACGUCAUAAAAACUAGUAUCAUUGAUCUUGUCUUUCUCGGAAGGCAAGCCAGAAUGGCAAAAUGCACAGCUUAUAACAUGCAUCUAAAUUUUUACCUAGAUGAACACAUCACAUUAACGAUGCAAUUCGACUUCACCUUGCACACAAGCAUAACACGUCCAUCAAGCCCUUUGAAAAUUUUAGUCUUCUGGUCCAGCUCAACAAUUCUAUAUCCUGCAUAACAAACAGAUCAAGGAGUGAUGCAUGCAAAAACUUCAAUAGCCUUGCGUUCAGCAUUGUGAUAACAGAGGCAUUCAGUCCUGGAAGGAUCAUUAAAUUUUGCGCAAAGAUGACUAUAAGUUAACAUGAUUUGCGUCAUUGUGCAGAACAACAAACAUGC
This is a messenger RNA of Durio zibethinus, 4741 nucleotides long. Lineage: Eukaryota; Viridiplantae; Streptophyta; Magnoliopsida; Malvales; Malvaceae. The record is from RefSeq and is a predicted model, not a curated record.